This is a messenger RNA of Fundulus heteroclitus (mummichog), 586 nucleotides long. Its product is annotated as hemoglobin embryonic subunit alpha. The coding region runs from base 72 to 506 and encodes 144 amino acids. Gene Ontology annotation, molecular function: heme binding; oxygen carrier activity; oxygen binding. Gene Ontology annotation, cellular component: hemoglobin complex; haptoglobin-hemoglobin complex; blood microparticle. The transcript has 3 exons. Gene Ontology annotation, biological process: oxygen transport; hydrogen peroxide catabolic process. Lineage: Eukaryota; Metazoa; Chordata; Actinopteri; Cyprinodontiformes; Fundulidae. The record is from RefSeq and is a predicted model, not a curated record.
CUUGGUGUGCCUGCGUUCUCUCUCUGGGAUAUAACUCUCAACUUUGUUGGUUAAUUACUAAAACAGCCACAAUGACUACUCUUACUGCAAAGGACAAGAGCACCGUCAAGGCCUUCUGGCAAAAGAUCUCUCCCAAUGCAGCGGCCAUUGGGGAAGAUGCACUUGGCAGGAUGCUGGUGGGGUACCCACAGACCAAGACCUACUUUGCCCACUGGAAGGACCUGAGCCCCGGCUCUGCCCCGGUGAAGAAGCACGGAGCUACAGUGAUGGGUGGAGUUGCAGAAGCUGUGGCUAAAAUUGACGAUCUGACAGCAGGUCUCCUCAGCCUCAGCGAGCUGCAUGCCUUUAAACUGAGAGUGGACCCAGCCAACUUCAAGAUUCUUGCCCACAACAUCCUUGUUGUCUUGGCCAUCACAUUCCCCGAUGACUUCACCCCUGAGGUUCAUGUGGCUAUGGACAAGUUCCUGGCUUCCCUGGCUCUGGCUCUGUCCGAGAAGUACAGAUGAACACCUGGAGAGGAGACGAAGACACAUUAAUUUACUAUGUGUGAUCAAUAAACGCAUGGAUGGAAAACCCUAAAAAAGUU